AUGUCAAGCCGCGUUUACCUAAGCCGACCGAUCGACGCCGACGUCCAAACUAAACCACCACUGCCUCGGAUAGGUGCGUUCAUUUCAGUUGCCCAGGGAAUGUUUAACAAAUGCAGGCUGUCCCUGCUGCGCACGGCGAAGUCCCCGGCCGCGACGCGCCUUUUGAAAUUUAACCUGCAGAAUCUGACAACUGCUACCUGCCAAACGGAACGGCUGCGAAGAAGUGGCCCGCUCCACAGCGUGCAGAGUGAGCUCUCGGCUUGUUUGGGCAUAGAACUGGCAAAUAUGAAAACAGAUGGCUAUUUUCUUACAGUUGGUGAACGUGGGCUCGUGCGCAUCUGGUGCUUGGAAAGUUCUCUUUGCAUAUUCGAGCAGCAGUCAUCCGAUGUAACCGUUAACUCAGAGAACGAGGAAUCCAGAAAGGGGUUUACAUCUGCUAUUAUGUUGCCAAAUGAUCUAGGAUUGUUACGUGCUACUGCUGAUCAGCAAUUUCUGUUCUAUUGCCCCGCUAGAACUGAUGAAGGGACCUUCCAACUGAACCUAUAUAGACGACUAGUAGGUUAUAAUGAUGAGAUUCUUGACUUGAAGUUUGUUGGGGAGGAGGAACAAUAUCUUGCUGUAGCUACUAACUUGGAGCAGGUCCGUGUUUACGAUGUUGCAUUGAUGUUAUGUUCUUAUGUGUUGGCUGGCCACACUGAAAUUGUUGUUUGCCUUGACACUUGUGCUUCUGCUUCUGGGAAGACGCUUGUUGUAACUGGGAGCAAAGACAAUACUGUGAGGUUAUGGGACACUGAAAGGAGAAGCUGUAUUGGUAUUGGUAAAGGCCAUCUGGGAGCUGUUGGUUCUGUUGCCUUCUCAAAGAAAUCAAAGAAUUUUUUUAUUAGUGGCAGCAGUGACCGAACCAUCAAGAUAUGGAGCUGGGAUGAUACGCUUGGUGACGCUGGUGACGAAGUUUCUCUUAAAGCAAAGGCUGUCGUAGCUGCACAUGAUAAAGAUAUUAAUUCUCUGGCUGUCUCACCUAAUGAUGGCCUUGUUUGCAGUGGUUCUGAAGACCGAACUGCUUGCAUUUGGAAACUCCCUAACCUAGUGUCCUCUGUUGUCCUUAAGGGGCACAAAAGGGGCAUCUGGUCAGUUGAGUUUUCUCCUAUUGAGCAAUGUGUCAUAACAUCAUCUGGUGACAGAACGAUCAAAAUAUGGGCCGUUGCUGAUGGCUCAUGCUUGAAGACAUUUGAGGGUCAUAUAUCAAGUGUUCUUCGAGCUUCUUUCCUUUCACAUGGAACUCAAUUUGUUUCAUGCGGAAGUGAUGGUCUAGUGAAGCUAUGGACAAUCAAAACAAAUGAAUGCAUUGCUACUUAUGAUAAGCAUGAUGGGAAGGUUUGGGCAUCGACUGUUGGCAAGAAAACUGAAAUGCUUGCUACUGGUGGAACUGAUUCUGUUCUUAACCUGUGGCAUGAUUGUACAAUGGAAGAUAAGCAGGGAGAUUUCCGUAAAAAGGAGGAGGAAGUAUUAAGAGGCCAGGAACUGGAAAAUGCAGUGUCGGAUUCUGAUUAUACAAGAGCAAUACAACUUGCACUUGAUCUUAGAAGACCACACAGGCUUCUAGAUUUAUUCUCACAUCUUUGCAGGAGAGCUGAUACGGAAGACCCAAUAGAAAAAACCGUUCUUGGUCUUCCAAGGGAUGUCCUUCGCCUGCUUCUUGAGUACAUCCGUGGAUGGAAUACAAAGCCCAAGUUUUGUCAUGUUGCACAGUUUGUGCUUUUUCGGGUAUUGAGGAGUUUUCCUCCCACCGAUAUUCUGGAGAUAAAGGGCAUCAGUGAGCUCCUUGAGGGCAUUAUUCCGUCUUCGCAGAGGCAUUUCAGCAGAGUUGAUAGACUAGUACGAAGCACAUUUUUGUUGGACUAUACAUUGACCCGGAUGUCCGUUGUGGAUCCAGAUAUAGAUGCCGUCACUACCAAAGAUGAUAUUAAUGAUUCAUCUGUGGAGAAUGAUGAAAUUGCAGAGGCGAGGUCUGCUUCACCAGAACUAGAGAAGUCGAGCAAGAAAAGAAAAUCUGGCAAAUCAAGCAAAAUGGGCAAGGAGAAGAAGGUGAAGAUUGCUUCGAGUGGACAGAAUAACGAUGUUUCUGUUGAGGCUUGA
This is a messenger RNA of Phragmites australis (common reed), 2136 nucleotides long. Its product is annotated as protein TORMOZ EMBRYO DEFECTIVE-like. Gene Ontology annotation, cellular component: small-subunit processome; nucleolus; 90S preribosome. Lineage: Eukaryota; Viridiplantae; Streptophyta; Magnoliopsida; Poales; Poaceae. The record is from RefSeq and is a predicted model, not a curated record. Bases 1 to 2136 code for a protein of 711 amino acids. Gene Ontology annotation, molecular function: U3 snoRNA binding; protein binding. Gene Ontology annotation, biological process: endonucleolytic cleavage in 5'-ETS of tricistronic rRNA transcript (SSU-rRNA, 5.8S rRNA, LSU-rRNA); endonucleolytic cleavage to generate mature 5'-end of SSU-rRNA from (SSU-rRNA, 5.8S rRNA, LSU-rRNA). The transcript is spliced from 12 exons.